UCUCGCUCCAGCGUGGACACAGCCAGAGGAGGAGGAAAUGGAGUCAGAAGAGCUGCACAGAAGACAUCGCACUAAUGGAAGAAUAAAAUAAGGAAGAUCCAGAGAUGACUGACCCCUGUUGAUUUACGGAAGAUGAACUCAAGGCCACACUGCUCAAAUAUGGAGUCAAAGCUGGAGCCAUUGUAGACACAGAUGUGGAUUCUGUAUGAUAAAAUGGAUGACAAAACGGUGUCCUCAAACAAGGAUGUGUUUACCUCUGAUUCUGUUGGUCUUCCUUGUUCUGAAGAGAAGGAAUAUCAGCAUGGUAAUGAACAGCGGGGUUGGAGAGCUCCGGGGCGCUAUGAACUCAAUCCCAAGAGGAAUGCAGGGAAUCAUGGGAAUGUGGCUGAGUCUUCCACAACAGCAGAGGGGGGGCACCCGGGGCAUUUGCCCCCAUCGCCUGUUACACCUGGGCAUGGAGCUGGGCUGAGCAGAACAUCCUCUCUGCUAGGACAUACCACAGGAUCAGUGGUGCAGCCUCCGUCUGUAUCUCUGGGAGGCGGUCGUGAUGAUUCCUCCUAUUCCUCUUCUCAGAGCUUCAGCAUUACUGAGAUGAUUGAGAGUCAAAGCCCUCUCUCCAGUAGUAGAACACAGAAGGACAAUGGGAGUAAUAUUCUGGGACCUUGGCCAAGGCCUCACCGGGAGCCGGUCACAGAUGUCCUGAUGGAGAUGUUCCUAGAGACAGAACCUAUACGCACUGGCAUUGUUGCCACCCGUCGGAGGCCUAUCAAGGGUGCAGCAGUGCGACCAGUCCAGUUUAAAUACCCAGACCUGCCUGCCAGUCCCAUGACCCUACAGAGACAGGCAUUGGAGCGCCGCCUGGUGCCUCUGUGGGCCCAGAUCCUGGUCUUCCUCAUCUUGACUUGCCUUCUCUACCUCAUCUACUCUGCCAUGGAGCACAGCUCGGACCAUCCCUUUGUGGCCUUCCUGGACAACCUCAGUAUGGGGACGGAGACUGAGGGACUGUCGCUCCAGGAUGACCCUUAGGACUCAUCUGUACACCCGCUCUAGGGAGGAGUAACUCCGCUGCUCUAGGUCUGUGUACUGAUUCUCCACCCUUCUCUUAAAGGGAGACAUCCUUUUAUGCAUGGAUUUAAUAAUGGAUAAAACUUAAUCCAGCCAAUGCUUAUACCAAUCCUAAACUUUCAAAUCCAUGAUGAGAAGUAGUGCACACUUCGGGAAAAGGAAGGAUACUCCACAAAUUGGUUUACAGUUGUUGUGAGGAACUUCAUUUGGUCACUGUAAUUCGCCUUUACACUUUGGAUGAUGUCACUCUUAACCAAGCAAGGUAGCCAUUAUAACCUUGUUGGUUGGAAAAUGUUCAGGUGAAACUACUGUUCAAAUAUAUACAGUGAUUAGGCCUAAUUUAGAGAAAUAAUACCAUUUUGAGAUUUGUAACUUAAAUGGAAGAUUUUUUGUAUUUAAUUAAAAGUAUGUAUCAAUGAGAAAUUAAUGGAGUUACGGCUACAAUUUACACAUAGGUUCGGUUGGGGUUAUCAAAGUCCAGUCUGUGUUAGAGCUCAUCAAAGAUGUGGUCAGGGACAGUAUUCUCUUGUUUUAAAGGUUUGUAAAUGUAUUUUUUAUUCAGUACAGUUUUUAGGCACUGAAAUGUCAAACUAAAAAGCAAUAUUAAAAAAUAUAUUUUGUGAAUACUCAUUACCUUUUCGAACUUAUCAGUAAUUUUUCAGUUUCUAUUUUGGGUGUGAAAUAGCUACUUUUAACAAAAAAUGUCAGGGAAUUCAGUGUUUUUUUCAAGAGUUGCUUUUGUGUUGUCUGAGUUAUUUUGAAUAAAGAGAUGAUUUGUUUCAUUUGGACAUCUUCCCAAAUGAA
Salvelinus namaycush (lake trout) is the source of this 1869-nucleotide messenger RNA. RefSeq lists its product as uncharacterized. The record is from RefSeq and is a predicted model, not a curated record. The transcript is spliced from 9 exons. NCBI's taxonomy places the organism in Eukaryota, Metazoa, Chordata, Actinopteri, Salmoniformes, Salmonidae. Bases 193 to 1026 code for a protein of 277 amino acids.